UUUACGAAAUUCGUUCAGAACACUGAAAGUCCCAAACCCUAGCUAAGGCGGCUUUCUGUGCUUUUACCUCUGCAACGAUGCAGAUCUUCGUGAAAACCCUAACAGGGAAGACCAUAACCUUAGAGGUUGAGUCGUCGGAUACCAUCGACAAUGUGAAGGCCAAGAUUCAGGACAAGGAAGGAAUCCCACCGGACCAGCAGAGGCUCAUCUUCGCCGGGAAACAGCUCGAGGACGGCCGUACUCUCGCCGACUACAAUAUCCAGAAGGAAUCGACCCUCCACCUGGUGCUUCGGCUGAGGGGAGGAGCCAAGAAGAGGAAGAAGAAGACCUACACCAAGCCAAAGAAGAUCAAGCACAAGAAGAAGAAGGUCAAGCUCGCCGUCCUCCAGUUCUACAAGGUGGAUGAUUCUGGCAAAGUUCAGAGGCUGAGGAAGGAGUGCCCUAACGCCGAGUGUGGUGCGGGGACUUUCAUGGCAAACCACUUUGACCGCCAUUACUGCGGCAAGUGUGGCUUGACUUAUGUUUAUCAGAAGGCUGGCGGUGAUUAGGUUUUUAUUUUUCUUUUUAUUUUAUAUUUCAAAAAAAAAAUGAUCGAAUUUUGGUAAUUUUUGGUUAAGUUUGUCGUUGUCUUUCAGUUUUAAUAUGUUAAACAGAUCUGAACUGAUUCUUAGUUGUUUUGGAUGCUUAAACCCAGAUAUUAUCUUUUUCUA
Molecule: messenger RNA, 710 nt
Organism: Ziziphus jujuba (common jujube)
Lineage: Eukaryota; Viridiplantae; Streptophyta; Magnoliopsida; Rosales; Rhamnaceae
Product: ubiquitin-ribosomal protein eS31 fusion protein
Exons: 1
Coding region: 78-548 (156 amino acids)
Biological process (GO): modification-dependent protein catabolic process; translation; protein ubiquitination
Cellular component (GO): cytoplasm; ribosome; nucleus
Molecular function (GO): protein tag activity; ubiquitin protein ligase binding; structural constituent of ribosome
Source: RefSeq, a predicted model, not a curated record